GCGGCAAAGGACGGCAGAUUCCGACUCUGACAUGGAGGAUGGCUCUGCUCCGGAGGCUGAGGCCAAGUCGACCUUGCAAGCCAAGAGGCUGGCUCGUCGGAAGCGGCAGGCAGCUGCCCCCAGGAAGCAGGACACUUUCAUUGCCGAAGACGAGAUUUCGCUGGCGAGCUUGAGCUCAGAAGCAAGGCCUGAGACCCACAUUCUGAUUGACCUGCUGACGGAUGUCGACUUCUACCACGCUUCUCCCUCGCAGGGAGAACGCCGAACCGGGCGGCAGCUCUCUUCCGAGAGAGGCGGGCGGAGCUUCAGCUCUUGCGACGUUUGGGCUGGCAUGUGGUGUGCGUGCCCGAGCAUAGCUGGCAACUCCAUGGCGACUCGGAGGCUGCCGAGGCCAAUCGGGAGAUGA
Messenger RNA from Effrenium voratum, 406 nucleotides. The record is from the annotation of a GenBank genome assembly. Lineage: Eukaryota; Dinophyceae; Suessiales; Symbiodiniaceae.